Ornithodoros turicata is the source of this 1559-nucleotide messenger RNA. Its product is annotated as protein C1orf43 homolog. Bases 562 to 1353 code for a protein of 263 amino acids. The transcript is spliced from 7 exons. The record is from RefSeq and is a predicted model, not a curated record. NCBI's taxonomy places the organism in Eukaryota, Metazoa, Arthropoda, Arachnida, Ixodida, Argasidae.
GUCUGACGACCGGGCGUGGGAACUAAAAAAACUGUUUUCUAAAAAACUACGAACAGUUGGAGCAAGAUAUUUCGCACACAUAUUCAGUGUUCGGUAAUGAACACACAGCGCGAGUAUCGCUCAGUUCUGCGGCACUUCAAAAUCGGCAUAUCUGACCUUUAACAUAUAAUUGGAAAUUUUCUUUGCAACAUUUCCAUGUCAGGGCUAUUUCGAACAGUAUUAUUUUGGUUGAUCGACGUCGGUGUAAUGUUGAUGGCUGAUGACUUACGACUACGAGUUGUAAACAAAAACAAAAGACGAAGUUCUAGCGGUUCUAGGUUCUAGUUCUAGGACGAGCUUGCGAAGUGAAGUCGUCGAAGUACUCCGACGUCCGUGUGCUGCGAUUUCGGCGAGUGUGGUCAAACGAAGGCGAAAAGCAAUUGGACAGAGAGGGUCACAUUUAGAGCUAAAACGGCGGAGAUCACUUUACCUAGUCGUAUAUUACUUCGCUUGGUAGUACGCCUAGAAUAUCGACAGUAUGUCCAAAUAUCGAACCAUCUCCAAUUUUGUAGUACUAUAAGCAUGGCAGAUAGACUCUCAGGCGUUGCUAUCAUCAUUUGCAUUGGCCUCGGGGUUAUGAUGCUGUUGUUGCUGUUCAUAUUCGCAAAACGUCAAAUCAUGAGGUUCACUUUGAAGUCGAAAAACAGUCCUCACUUUCCUAUUGGAUACGGAGUGUCAAAGUCACUUCACGAUGAAGUUGACAGGCGACUGUUGACCAUUAAGGACAUCACUUAUGAACCUGUGCUUUUAAAACAACAAGAGGGAAUGCAUUUCACUGGAGGAAAUAGUCUGGCUCAAAUUCUGCUUUUUACAGUCCGCCCGCCUCACCUCUUGCGGAUGAAAGCUGUAGACUGCCUAGCAACUUUAGAAGCUGACCUGCAAUCUGCCGACAAGACGAGAGUCCGAUGUCCUGGUCAGGAUGUGAGGGUGUUCCUACUCAGACAGCUUCAAGACGGUCCGCUGGCAAACUGUGACCCAAGAAACGUGUACAGGUUUCUCGAUCUGUACGAACAGGCUCGUCAUAGUCCGAAGGACUUUGCUGAAGAACAAUACAUGGCAUACAUGCACAUCCUCGAAGAACUGCGAUCGUGCAUCAACAUACCAAACAUGAAUGGCCCUAAGAGGUAUGCUGCUCCUCAGCGGCCCAACACAUCCGCAGAGUUAUCUCCCGUUAACUUCUCGUCGACAACAGACUUGACGACUGCAGUUGUUACAAAUGGCACGGAGCCGCUGACGAGCUGUCGUCCAACAUCGCUAUCGUUCGCGGAGGCUGAAGAGAAAAACCGCGACGCUGCUCUCGAAACAUCCGUAUGACACCGGCUGUUGUCUCGGCGGAGAGAUCUCAUGAUAAUUGCGUGACCAGUUGCAGUACGGCUGCUUAUAUGUGUACAUAAUGUCUGAUGUGUGGCGUGGACUAUGAUGUAUAUAAUGACAAUAGCAGGGAUGUUGACGUUCUUGAAUACUUCCUAUGGAAGUGAAAUCAAUGGUAUUAGAAUGGAAUAAAGGCUUUCAAUAUAGCA